This is a messenger RNA of Lytechinus variegatus (green sea urchin), 2725 nucleotides long. RefSeq names its product nuclear envelope phosphatase-regulatory subunit 1-like. Gene Ontology annotation, cellular component: cytoplasm; Nem1-Spo7 phosphatase complex. The record is from RefSeq and is a predicted model, not a curated record. The transcript has 6 exons. NCBI's taxonomy places the organism in Eukaryota, Metazoa, Echinodermata, Echinoidea, Temnopleuroida, Toxopneustidae. Bases 83 to 556 code for a protein of 157 amino acids.
AAAGGGAAAGGAAAUCCAGAUUUGGUGAAGGCAGCCUUCGUAUCAUAUAAAAUCUGUAUUUUUAUGCCCAAGAGAUUGCCAAAUGAAUGACAAUAUGUCCGUCGAGCAGGUGCAGACUGAAGAUUUUGCAGACCUGAAGGCAUUUGAACAGAGGUUGACAGAGGUCGUAGGUUAUCUACGUCCAUACGCAUGGAGAUGGACAGUUGUGCUUAUAGUGAUAGCAGUAUGUACAGCAUGUGGUGCAUGGUAUUGGCUAUUAGAUGAAGAAACAUCCAAGGUAUCGUUCAUUCAAUCUUUGAAGAAUCAUCCUUUCUUUGCUAGCAGUGGUUCUACACUAAUUAUCCUGUUCAUGGCAGGCAUUCAUAAAAGAGUUAUUUCACCGGCAAUAAUUACUGCAAGGUGUAGAAAAGUUCUAGCAAAUUUCAACAUGUCAUGUGAUGAUACUGGAAAACUUAUUUUGAAGCCUCCUCGAAGUGGAAGUGCACCAUACCGACCCAACACUAGAUGGCCAAAUGAUCAACAGUCUGAGCAUACGUCACAUCAACAUAAUCAAUGAUAUAUGAUUUGAUAUUAAUCUUAGAUUGAUCUUAAGACGAUACAUGUACAGUAUUACUGUUGAUGGGUCUAAAGGGGAUGUUGCCAGAAACUUGUUUGUGAUCGAUUACAAAUAUCAAUUCACAAGUCUACAAUUGAUCUGUCUGUGACGAAUUGUCAGCUUUUGCUUUCUUUGCACAAAAAUGAAAAUUGACCAGGAGAUAAUUUCAAAUUUUCAAUUAAUUGCAGGACUUAUGAUUGACUUCUGACCUACAAUUGAUUCACAAUUAACCACAAGUUUCUUGCACACCCCCGGUAAGCCUUUGUGAGACAUGGUGCAACAUAGCUAAGCAACAGAUCCCAGCAACAUUGUACAAAUAAUGCACGUAAGCGUGUGCAUGCAGGGCCAAAUAAUGAACGAUGUGUGAGAAGAGCCAAUGGAUAUAUCGCACCAAGGUCUGCAGGACCGAGUGCAGUAUAUCCAUUUGGCGAGUCGAGUACAGAGUUCAUUAUUUAGGUCCUCUAGACACAAGAAUGCGUUCAUUGUUUGUUUUAUACAACCCCCCUCAUCACCCAUAUUACCAAGUUGCCCUGAAUGCUAUAUUUGAUCUAAAUUCUAGAUUAUUCUAGAUAAUUUCAGACCUAGCUCUAUCCUGCACUCUGACGUCAGAGCGCAGGAUAGUGCAUUUAGGAUGCAAUAGUGCAAUUCGCUGAAUAUAAUGUGAUCUGAUAUGGACCAAUCAGAUUACAGAACAUUCUUGGCAGUUGUAUAAUUUGGAAUUGUGAUCUAGACAUCAAAACACGUCUUCUGCUUGCUUAACAUUAUUUUAUGAUAACCUGAUGAAAUUCUGCUGUCGUAUCAGAAAUUGUGCAGCUUUUCUGGGCAAAUUUACAUCAUUCCUGGGGCCUGUCUUAUAAAGACUCAUGAUUGAUCUGAUCAGCCACAACUACUAUGGAAAGCCAGCAACCUCAACAUCUAGAAUACAUGUUGGUUCAUGAUAUUUUCUAGAUAUGAUGUGUAUUCAUAUUUCUAUACAAUUUCUUGUGAAUUUAGUGUGCUUUUUUUUGUUUACAAAGAAUGUUGCGCAAAUUUCCUGGAGAAAAAAAUUAGGGCAUUGAGGGAUUUCCAUAUAGUUGAGGUUGAUCGGAUUCUAUCGUAAUUCUUUUUAAGAUGUGGCCCUAACAUCAUAAUUAACUCAUUGUGAUACCAUAUAAUAGGGUUCCUACUAUUAAAAGAAAUGCAACUUUAGACGAUUAUUAGCUUUUUGUGUGUUUAAUGCAUGAUGAAGAGCAUGAAGCGACAUAUCUAAAUGUAGCUUAUAAUCUAGGCUAAAGCUGCAGCUUGUGUGUUUGCCUUUACGAGUCUGAUGCAGUAAUGGGAAACGUUGGCAAUACGUAAUGAUACAGAAGACCAAUUGAUUAAUGCACUGAAGCUAGAUGCUUUAAGAAUUUUUUUUAUAAUUUAGUACACAUAAUGGGUGAAUUGUCGCUGCCAUUCAUCACAAUCUACUCACCAAGCAUGCUUGGAAAAAAACACCAUUUGAUUUAUUACAUGCCCCACUGAAACAUUGUUUCUUCUGUUUUGGGAGAAACACCCCCCCCCCCCUGUUGUAAAUGGCUGACACUGACUUGUGAUCUGGAUAACGAGAUGGAAACUUCUUAUGAAGCCAGCAUCCCACCAACUGGAUAAUGAGCAAGUUUUAUGUAACUGUACGAUAUUAUUAGCAGAUCUUUGUGGAUGUGGGCACCGUCUUACUAAGAUUUGUGAUUGAUGCGAUCAACCACAACUAUGGAAAGCCAGCAACUUCAACAUCGAAAUGAAUUUUUGUUCAAAAUAUUUCCUAGCUAUGCUGUUUAGUCAUACAUUUUUGUUUGCACAGGACUUUGUGCAAAUUUCCUGAACCAAAAAUUAAGACGUUGAUGGAUUUCCUUACAGUUGAGAUUGAUCGGAUCAAUCAUAACCGUUUUUAAGACGGGACCUUAGGGAACAUAUGAAACAAAUGAUUUUUUACUGGCUAUUGUAGCAAAUUCUUGCAUCUGAUUGGUCGAGAGCAAUAGGAAUAGGUAAAUAUCGUGACAGAAGCUUCUCAUGAAAGCUCCUUAGUAGAAAUUAGUUCUUUAGCUCUUAAGAAUUUUUGUUAUGGUAUAUUAUAUUGUAUUAAAGUUAUUUCAAAGUGGUAAAUGAUAUAUA